Molecule: messenger RNA, 3631 nt
Organism: Dama dama (fallow deer)
Lineage: Eukaryota; Metazoa; Chordata; Mammalia; Artiodactyla; Cervidae
Product: protein NYNRIN-like
Biological process (GO): proteolysis; DNA integration
Molecular function (GO): nucleic acid binding; aspartic-type endopeptidase activity; RNA-DNA hybrid ribonuclease activity
Source: RefSeq, a predicted model, not a curated record
AUGGUAGAUACUGGCGCCCAACACUCUGUUUUAAAUAAAAAACUGGGACCAAUGUCUAAGAAAGCCAGCUUAGUGCAAGGAGCCACGGGGACAAAAAGAUAUUGUUGGACCACAGAACGGAAAGUAAAUCUGGGGACCCACCAGGUGUCCCAUUCGUUUUUGGUGAUACCAGAAUGCCCAGCCCCUCUACUUGGAAGAGACUUGUUGACUAAAGUUAAUGCUCAGAUCCAUUUUGACCCCGGGGGAAUGUCAGUCACGUGGACUUGGACACCGAUACAUGUCUUGUCCCUAGCCUUAAGGGAUGAAUACAGACUUUUUGCGCCUAAGCCCUCAGAGACCAUAGCACUAGAUGUACAACCGUAGGUCCAUAAAUACCCAUUGGCCUGGGCAGAAACAGCAGGAAUGGGACUAGCUAAACAGAGACAUCCGGUCGUCAUCGAGCUAAAGGCCGAGGCAAUUCCUGUGAGGGUGAGACAGUACCCUAUGAGCCAAGAAGCUCGGCGGGGGAUCACUCCCCACAUUCGACGGCUCAUGGAGGCCGGAAUUCUCAGGCGAUGCCAAUCCCCUUGGAACACCCCCUUACUGCCGGUGAAGAAGCCAGGGGGGACGGAUUACAGACCUGUCCAAGACCUGCGAGAAGUCAACAAACGGGUGAGUGACAUACACCCAACUGUCCCUAACCCGUAUACUCUCCUGAGCAGUUUACUGCCUGAGUACACUUGGUACACUGUGCUGGACUUGAAGGAUGCCUUUUUCAGCCUACCCCUGGCAGUCCAGAGCCAGGAGAUAUUUGCCUUUGAGUGGACUGAGGGGGAAGGCCAACCGGUAGUACAAUUAACUUGGACCCGCCUCCCACAGGGGUUCAAGAACUCCCCUACCUUGUUUAAUGAGGCUCUGAGUGAGGACCUCUACGAAUAUCGGGCUUGCCACCCAGAGGUCAUUCUGCUACAAUAUGUAGAUGACCUUAUGUUGGCUGGAACCACAGAGGAAGCUUGCAGCCAUGACACUGGGGACCUAUUACAGACCCUAGGCAUCUUGGGGUAUCGCGCUAGCGCAAAGAAGGCACAAAUAGCCCGGCAAGAGGUCACCUAUUUGGGGUAUAAGAUCAGACAGGGGCAAAGGUGGCUAACCCAGGCCAUGAAAGAAACAAUAUUGCAGAUACCAGAGCCCAAAAACCCUCGCCAGGUGAGAGAGUUCCUGGGGACUGUUGGAUAUUGCAGACUGUGGAUUAUGGGGUUUGCUGAGAAGGCCCGGCCCUUAUAUGAGGGAAGUAAAGAGACCCCAAAGUGGACUUGGACUGAGCCAAUGAAACAGGCUUUCCAGACACUCAGACGGGCCCUACUAGAAGCCCCAGCCCUUGCCCUGCCUAACCCAAAUAAGUCAUUCCAGCUGUUUGUAGAUGAAAAGCAAGGAAUAGGAAAGGGGGUCUUGACUCAACAAUGGGGACCAUGGAAGCGGCCGGUAGCAUACCUUUCGAAGCGAUUAGACCCGGUGGCCGCUGGGUGGCCCCCUUGCCUUCGCAUCAUUGCAGCUACAGCCCUCCUCGUCCACGACGCUGACAAGUUGACGUAUGGACAGCAACUCUCGGUUUACACCCCCCACGCAGUGGAAGGGGUUUUAAAGCAGCCGCCGGGUAAGUGGAUCUCCAAUGCCCGCUUGACACACUACCAGGCCUUGCUGCUCGAUGCCCCACGGGUGCGUUUUCAGACCCCUUGCUCCCUAAAUCCGGCCACGCUCCUACCCAACCCAGAGAAGGACAGCCCUCUCCAUGAUUGCAGUGAGAUACUGGCUGAGGCCCUGGCGGCACGAAAAGACUUAACUGAUGUACCCCUAAGCAACAGUGAGCUAGUAUGGUUCACCGAUGGGAGCAGUUAUGUAAAAGAUGGGCAAAGGAAGGCGGGAGCCGCCAUAGUUGAUGAUUCAGGGCGGACGAUAUGGGCUGAGACACUACCCCCAAACACUUCUGCACAAAAAGCAGAAUUGAUUGCCCUAAUACAGGCUCUGGAGCAAGCCAAAGGGAAGAGAGUCACCAUUUUUACUGACAGCCGAUAUGCUUUCAGCACUGCCCAUAUUCAAGGUCCCAUAUACCAAGAAAGGGGAUUUCGGACAGCUGAGGGAAAAGAGGUCAAAAAUCUGCCUGAGAUUCGCAGGCUCUUGGAAGCUGUCCAACUACCCCGGGCAGUAGCUAUAGUACAUGUCCCCGGUCACCAGAAGGGAGAAGACCCUAAGGCGCGAGGCAAUCGUGCUGCUGAUGCGGCCGCUCGAGAAGCGGCUAGCCGUGACUAUGCCGCCCCCAUAUUAGCCGAUACCACCCUCCAGAAAGAUGACCAAGAUGGAUGGUACCGAGACCAAAACAACAACCUGAUCUUGCCUGCCACCCUGGGUCGUCACCUGUGUGAACACCUGCACACAACUACGCACUUGGGAGAAAAAAAGACCCUAACACUUCUCCAGAUGGCCUGCCUGAGGUUCCCUCGACAAAAUGCAACUGUACGAGAGAUAAUUCAAGCCUGCGAAGCGUGCCAGCUGAUGAGGGCAGAGAAGAAGCAGCACUCGGGAACGAGGUACCGAGGGGAAAAGCCAGGGCAACAUUGGGAGAUAGAUUUCACCGAGGUAAGGCCAGGCAAGUAUGGGUACCGCUAUCUGUUGGUACUGGUAGAUACCUUCUCGGGGUGGGUAGAAGCUUUCCCCACUAAGGGAGAGACAGCAAUAGUGGUUGCUAAAAAGAUCUUAGAGGAGAUAGUGCCUAGGUAUGGGCUGCCAGUGACUAUGGGCUCUGAUAAUGGACCUGCCUUUGUGAGCCAGAUUGUACAAGGGCUGGCCCAAGCUCUGGGGACGAAAUGGAAGUUACAUUGCGAAUAUAAUCCCCAGAGCUCAGGACAGGUUGAGAGAAUGAAUCGGACCCUAAAAGAAACUUUGACAAAGUUGGCAAUAGAGACUGGCGGGGACUGGGUGACCCUCCUCCCCUUUGCACUCUUUCGGGCACGUAACACCCCUUAUAAGCUGAAUCUUACUCCUUUUGAGAUUCUGUAUGGAAGACCCCCUCCUGUGUAUCCUAUUUUCGAAGGAAAAUGUCUGCCACCCCCUACUUUGGGACAAUUCCAGCAAACUCUGAUAGCAUUAAGUAAGGUGCAUAACCAUGUUUGGAAAUUGAUUCGAGAGAUGCAUGAGGGCCAAAACAAGAGGGCCCUCCCCUCACAUAAUAUUGGCCCAGGUGAUUGGGUUUGGGUAAAACGACACCAAUCUAAAGUAUUAGAACCUAGAUGGAAAGGCCCUUAUGUUGUUCUCCUUACCACUCCUACCGCUGUCAAGGUCGACGGGAUUGGACCCUGGGUUCACUGCAAUCACGUGCGGCAAGCUACAUCGGAAGAACAGGAAAAAGCGCGAGCAGAAUGGAAGGCGAGUCCUCACCCGUCAAAUCCUUUGAAACUGAAACUCGUCCGCUGGGAGGCCUCCUAAUUCUCUGCUGAUAGCAGCUCUCAUCGACCCAGGAGCGACCAGUCAUAACCCCCAUCAACCUGCUAAGAUCACAUGGAAACUCAACGACGGGCAAACUCAUGAGCUGCUCAAUGAGACCUCAGGAAUCCACCCUCCAAACACCUGGUGGCCAGACCUGAACUUCGACCUCUCA